UGGAUAUAAGGCCGAGUUGGGGGAGAGCUCAGACACUUUACUGCACAGACCCAGGAUCAGACAGGCAGCAGGAUGCGGGUGGACCUGGUGGUGGUGUGUGUGGCCGCUGUGGCUCUCUCUCUCCCCGCUCUCUCAACAUGUGACCCACUCUAUGUGAUGUCGGCUCCUAACCUCCUGAGGGUGGGCACCCCAGAGAAGGUGUUUGUGGAGGCCCAGGACUACACUGGAGGAGACCUGAAUGUGAAGAUCUCUGUGAUGAAAUACCCAAAGAAGGACAGAGAGUUCACCACCGCAUCUGUCACUCUCACCAAAGACAACAAUUACAUGCUGCUGGCAGACAUCACGAUUCCUGACGGAAAAGAUAACUUUGAGGAGGACGACACCCUGAACCAGUACGUCUACCUGCAAGCCCAGUUCCCAGGCCACCUGCUGGAGAAAGUGGUGCUGGUCUCCUUCCAGUCUGGAUACAUCUUUGUGCAGACAGACAAGACCAUAUACACACCUUCAAGCUCAGUUUUGUACAGAGUGUUUUCACUCAAUCCCUCCAUGCGGCCUGUAGAAAGUGGUGUGUCUGUGGAGAUCAUGACCCCAGAUGGAAUCACGAUCAGCAGGGAGGUCAUCUACUCUAAAGAAGGAAUCAAGACUGGAGAACACAAGCUGACCGAGCUUGUCAGCUUUGGAACCUGGAAGGUGGUAACGAGGUUUGUUGACACGCCUCAGAGAAACUUCACUGCUGAGUUUGAGGUCAAAGAAUACGUUCUUCCCAGCUUUGAGGUGUCUUUGACUCCAGGGAAAGCCUUCUUCUAUGUGGACGACCCAGACAUGACAGUUGACAUUGUUGCCAGGUAUUUGUACGGAAAGGAGGUGACUGGGGUGGGAUUUGUGGCGUUUGGAGUGAUGACCAAGGAGAAUGAGAAGACGAGUCUGGCAGAGUCACUGCAGAGGGUAGAGAUAAGAGAUGGUAAAGGCACAGCAGUGCUGAAGAAAGACCAGAUCACACGGACUUUCCCAGAGAUAAACGAGCUGGUCGGCUCCACCCUCUAUGUGUCUGUUAGUGUGCUAACAGAGACAGGCAAUGAGAUGGUGGAAGCUCAGAAGAGAGGCAUACCAAUUGUCACGUCUCCAUACACCAUUUACUUCAAGAGGACCCCUAAAUACUUCAAGCCAGGGAUGCCCUUCGAUGUCUCGGUCUUGGUGACAAAUCCAGACGGCUCCCCUGCAGAAAUGGUUGAUGUGGAGGUGACGGAUCUUGAUAAAUCCAUGACGGGGUCCACUCGCUCCAACGGCAUGGCAAAAGUCGCCGUCAACACACAGGGUGGAUCCUCCAAACUGUCAAUCACUGUGAAGACCAAGGAUCCUGGUCUCACUGAUGCUCGUCAGGCUAGACAGUCCAUGAUAGCGUUGCCUUAUAAGACCAAGGGAGGCUCCAAGAACUAUCUGCACAUUGGUGUGGAUGCAACAGAGCUGGCUAAAGGAGAUCAGAUCAAGGUCAACCUGAACAUAGGAGGAAGCCCUGGAGCACAGCAUCAAGACUUCACUUACCUAAUCCUGAACAAAGGGCAAGUUGUGCAGGCCAAAAGGUUCAAGAGACAGGGCCAGACUCUAGUGUCUUUGUACUUUCGGGUGACCAAGGACAUGAUCCCCUCCUUCCGUAUCGUGGCAUACUACCAUGUGGGCUCGUCUGAGGUGGUGUCUGACUCAGUCUGGGUGGACGUGAAGGACACUUGCAUGGGGACGCUGAAAGUGGAACCCUCUCGCCCUACUGCAGUCUACUCCCCCCUCGAGUCCUUCAGUCUGAAGAUCACUGGAGACCCUGGGGCCAGAGUGGGUCUGGUGGCUGUGGAUAAAGGAGUCUACGUCCUCAACAACAAGCACAGACUCACCCAGAGCAAGAUCUGGGAUGUUGUUGAGAAGUCUGACACAGGUUGCACAGCAGGCAGUGGUAAGGACAGUAUGGGGGUGUUUCAUGAUGCUGGUCUCAUCUUCAAAUCAAGCACUGCUGGAGAAACAGAAUCUCGUCAAGAACCCACAUGCCCAAAGCCACCCAAGAGGAGACGUAGAGCCAUCACCAUUCAGGACUUGCAGAACUCUCUGACUGCUAAGUACAAGGGAACAGAGCGUCAGUGCUGUGUGGAUGGAAUGAAGGACAACAUCAUGGGGUUCACCUGUCAACGUCGAACGGAAUAUAUCACAGAUGGAGACAAGUGUGUGAAGGCCUUCUUGCACUGCUGCACGGAGAUGGCCGAUCAGAAGAAAGAAGCCAAAGAUGAGCAACUUCAUCUAGCCCGCAGUAGUGAGGAUGAUGAUUACUACACAGACUGGGACAACAUUGUUUCCCGUUCCCAGUUCCCAGAGAGUUGGCUUUGGGAUGAUGGGGAUCUUCCCCAGUGCCCCCCAAAUGACAAACACUGCACUUCCACCUCCAUUACAAAGAAGAGCUUCCUGAAAGACUCCAUCACCAGUUGGCAGGUUACAGCCAUCAGCAUUUCAAAAACUCAUGGGAUCUGUGUGGCGGAGCCCUACGAAAUGAUUGUAAUGAAAGAUUUCUUCAUCGAUCUGAAGCUGCCCUACUCUGUAGUGCGAAAUGAGCAGAUUGAAAUCAAAGCCAUCCUCUAUAACUACAAAGACUACGAAAUCAAGGUGCGUGUGGAGCUUUUGGAGACCAAGGACGUGUGCAGCGUGGCCACCAAGAAGGGCAAGUACCGCGACACCAUUGAAAUGGAUGCCAUGACGUCACGAGCAGUUCCCUUUGUCAUGAUCCCCAUGCAGCUGGGCAAACACACCAUCGAGGUGAAGGCAUCUGUGUACGACAAGCCACACCUCCACGAUGGUGUCAAGAAGGACCUGCUGGUGGUGUCUGAAGGUGUACGGACGGAGGUUCCUGUGAAGAAAGUCUUUCUGAACCCAGCAGGUCAUGGUGGGCAACAAAUUGAGGAAAUUCUGAGCAAAAUCCCAAAGAAACAGGUGCCCGGCACACCGGCCAGUACUUACUUCUCGGUCUCAGGGGAGCAGAUCAGCCAGACCAUUGAGCAAGCCAUCACAGGACACUCCAUGGGCUCCCUCAUCCAGCAACCCGGAGGCUGUGCAGAGCAGACCAUGAGCUCCAUGACACUUCCCCUCAUCGCCACCCACUACCUGGACUCCACCGUCCAAUGGGAGAAGGCGGGGCUGGAGAAGAGAGACAAAGCCAUCGAAUACAUCAAAUUUGGUUAUCAGCGAGAGUUGUCCUUCCGUAAAACAGAUGGGUCUUAUCCCAUUUAUAAACUAAACCACAGCAGCGCUUGGCUAACAGCGUACGUGGCUAAGGUUUUUGCCAUGGCCAGUAACAUCAUUAGCAUUCAGGAGAACGUGAUCUGUGACGCCCUCAAGUGGCUGGUGCUGUACUCCCAGCAGCCAGAUGGCAUCUUCAGGGAGACCGCCUAUGUGUACAGUGCAGCGAUGGUGGGUGGCGUAAGAGGAAAUGAUGAGGACGCUUCUAUGACGGCGUUUGUGCUGAUCGCCAUGCAGGAGGGCAGUCAUCUUUGCAUCGAGACUGUUGCUAGUCUUCCAGCCAGCAUGAAGAAAGCUCGUGAAUAUCUGGAAGGCCGGCUAAGGACAUUGACCAAUCCCUACGCUGUUGCCAUGGUUUCCUAUGCCCUUGCCAACGAAAAAAAACUGAACCAGGAGAUCCUGUUCAAACAUGCUACAGGUGGCACUCACUGGCCAGUCCAAGGCAAUCAUCUCUUCACUCUGGAGGCCACAGCGUAUGCCCUUCUUGCCCUGGUGAAGGCAGAGGAGUUUGAGAAGGCAGGUCCCAUCGUGAAGUGGCUGAACGAACAGCAGAAAUAUAGAGGAGGCUACGGAUCCACACAGUCCACCAUCAUGGUGUUCCAGGCUGUGGCUGCUUACAUAGAGCAGGUCAAGCAGCAGGAGCAGAACAUGGAAAUUGACAUCAAGGUCUCCGGGCGCACCAAGCCUAUUAAGUGGACUUUCACCAAAAGCAAUGCCUUCCUAACCCGAUCAGACAAGAUGGACAUGAACCAAAACCUGACUGUGCAUGCCACUGGGACUGGGGAGGCAACUCUGUCGGUAAUGACUCUGUACUAUGCCAUGCCCAGUGACAUAACCACAGAAUGCAAGAUGUUUGAUUUAGAGGUGAAGCUGGAGAAGCAAGACAAAGUAACAUACAUGGAUGCCACUGAAACGUACCUGCUCACCAUUGAUGUCUUGUACCUGUCAAAAGAACGUCAUGCUACCAUGUCCAUCCUGGACAUUGGACUGCUGACUGGCUUCAGGGUGGAUGAAACUGAUCUCAUGAGAUUGUCCACAGGUGCAGACAGGUACAUCCAGAAAUUUGAGAUGGACAAGAUGCUGUCAGACAGAGGCUCCCUCAUUAUCUACCUGAAUCAGGUCUCUCAUACCAGAGCAGACAAAAUUGCUUUUAGGAUCCACAAGAUGAUGGAGGUGGGUCUGCUUCAACCUGCUGCAGUGACUGUGUACGAGUAUUUUGAUAUGGAUAACCGCUGUGUGCGGUUCUACCACCCUCUAAAGAUGGGUGGCGAGCUGAACAGGAUCUGUUACAAAGACCUCUGCAAGUGCGCUGAAGAAAGCUGCUGUAUUCAGAAGACAGGAGAAGUGAAUGACGGUGACAGAUCUGACAAGGCUUGCGAACAAGGCGUGGACUAUGUUUAUAAAGUCACAGUGGAGAAGAUGAACCUGACUUUCCACACAGACAUCUACCACAUGAAGGUCACCCAGGUCAUCAAAGAGGGUUCUGACUUUGGUGUGGAGGGUCAAACGCGUGAGUUCAUUGCCCAUCCUAACUGCAGGAUUAACGUGGCGCUGCAGGAGGGGAAGACCUACCUGAUUAUGGGUCACAGGGAUGACGUGAUACAACUUGAGGGCAGCUUUAGAUACCUGAUGGGCCAUCAGACCUGGUUGGAGUACUGGCCAACUGAGGUGGAGGGCCAGUCACCAGAGUACAAGGACACCUAUACAGGCAUCACGGGCCUUGCUUUCGAAGUCACUAAUUCUGGAUGUGCCAUAUAGGAUAAUAACCAUAUAGGAUAAGCCUAUUUUCACAGUGUUGUUGUUGUUGUUGUUGUUUUUUCUUUUGACAAAUUAUGUUUCAAAAUAUUGUCCACAUUGCUACAGAUUUUUUUUGUGUUUUUAAAGAGAUUACGGUCUACUUAGCCCAAAGCUAACAUUCAUAUUGUGUUUAGAACUACCUGGGCUGACAGUUGACAGCCUUUCAGGUACCUUCUACUGAUUUCAAACUGACAAAAAUCGCAAUUGCUGGAUGCCAUUUUGUUUUGAGUUCUGCAAUUAAAGAAAUAAAUUGAUAUUUUGAAUGUA
Molecule: messenger RNA, 5334 nt
Organism: Clupea harengus (Atlantic herring)
Lineage: Eukaryota; Metazoa; Chordata; Actinopteri; Clupeiformes; Clupeidae
Product: complement C3
Exons: 41
Coding region: 73-5028 (1651 amino acids)
Cellular component (GO): extracellular region
Molecular function (GO): protein binding; endopeptidase inhibitor activity
Source: RefSeq, a predicted model, not a curated record